Messenger RNA from Cheilinus undulatus (humphead wrasse), 3480 nucleotides. Its product is annotated as transmembrane channel-like protein 3. Bases 1 to 3480 code for a protein of 1159 amino acids. The record is from RefSeq and is a predicted model, not a curated record. Gene Ontology annotation, molecular function: mechanosensitive monoatomic ion channel activity. The transcript is spliced from 22 exons. Gene Ontology annotation, cellular component: plasma membrane. NCBI's taxonomy places the organism in Eukaryota, Metazoa, Chordata, Actinopteri, Labriformes, Labridae.
AUGAGUACGGUGUCCGAGCCUCUGGUGGGCAGCAGCAGGUCUCUGUCCGCAGCCAGGAGACACAAAAGUAUCAGGAAGAACUCACGCAGGAUUUAUUCAGCUUUCCAGGACCACCAGCAAGGCUCCUCUGAUGAUGAAGACAAAGACGAUGAGCGUGUGGACAGCAACGACCCGGAGGAGAUGUUCCAGAACAUCCAGUACCAAAAAGAGAUCAUCGCCAACAUUCGGACCAGACCCUGGCCGAUGAGACGGAAGCUUAAAGUCCUAAAGCAGGCCAGAGAGAUUGUUCUGAAGUAUGAGGGCCGACUGACCAGAACCAGAGGUUACCAGACUGCAGGAGCUGAUCUGCUGAAGAAACUUUCCCGAGUACUUUACAACAUCGUGGUUCUGUUUAUCCCCUGGGAAAUGAGGAUUAAGAAAAUUGAAAGUCACUUUGGCUCUGGCGUGGCGUCCUACUUUAUAUUCCUCCGCUGGCUGUUUGGGAUCAACAUCGUUCUGACCAUCAUGACUGGAGCCUUUAUUGUCCUACCAGAGCUGCUGGCUGGAGCUCCAUUUGGAACGACGAGGAGUAAAACGAUCCCAAAGGAGCACCUGGCUUCAGCCCAGGAUCUGGACACCAUCUGGUCUCUGGGGGGCUACCUGCAGUACUCGGUGUUGUUCUACGGUUACUAUGGCAGAGUGAGGAAAAUCGGCAGUGCAGGGUACCGGCUACCCCUCGCCUACUUCCUGGUUGGGAUGGCUGUCUUCGCUUACAGCUUCAUCAUCCUGCUGAGAAAAAUGGCCAAGAACUCUCGCCUGAGCCUCGCCAGUGCAUCAGAUGAGAACUUCACAUUCUGCUGGAGGGUUUUCUGUGCCUGGGAUUACCUGAUAGGAAACCCAGAGGCAGCUGAGAGCAAAGGCGCUGCCAUUGUCAACAACAUCAGGGAGGCCAUCGUGGAGGAGCAGGAAAAAAAGAAAGAUACGAGUCUAGCCGUCCUCAUCAGUCUGCGUAUCUUAGCCAACAUCCUGGUGCUGCUGUCACUGGCUGGCAGCAUCUACAUCAUCUACUUUGUGGUGGAUCGUUCUCAGAAACUGGAGCAGGAGAAGCCGGAGCUAACGCUGUGGGAGAAGAAUGAGGUGAGUGUGGUGGUGUCUCUCAUCACCAUGAUCGCUCCCUCAGCCUUUGAGCUUGUGGCUCAGCUUGAGAUGUACCACCCACGGACCUCGCUGCGAUUCCAGCUGGCCAGAGUGCUUGUUUUAUACCUGGGGAAUCUCUACAGUCUCAUCAUCGCUCUCCUUGAUAAGGUCAACAGUAUGAGCUCUGCUGGUCCAGCGGCUUUAGGAAACUGGUCUGACGCCAGCUCUUUCCUCGCCACCAUUGCUCAGCCUGACAGCCUCUCUACGCUAGUUUCAGAGCUCUCCAUCUCUGACCAUCACAACAGCACCACUGCAACCAUCGCCACAGUGCUGGACAUCACAAACAGCGCCAGGAGCAGCUUAGCUGUCUCCAACCAAACAGCUGUGUUUGAGAAGAACAUGCGCUCUCAGCAGGACCAGUGCUGGGAGACUUACGUCGGCCAGGAGAUGCUGAAGCUGUCCAUCAUCGACAUGAUCUUCACCGUGGCGAGCAUCCUGCUCAUUGACUUCAUCAGAGGCUUGGUCGUUCGCUACCUGAGUGACUGCUGCUGCUGGGAUUUAGAGAGCAAAUUUCCUGAAUAUGGAGAAUUCAAAAUAGCAGAGAAUGUUUUACAUCUGAUUUACAACCAAGGAAUGAUCUGGAUGGGAGCUUUUUUCUCUCCAUGUCUUCCUGCUUUCAACGUGUUAAAACUGAUCGGUCUGAUGUACCUCCGGAGCUGGGCUGUCCUCACUUGCAACGUCCCCCAUCAGCAGGUGUUCAGGGCCUCCAGAUCAAACAACUUCUACCUGGCCAUGCUGCUGUUCAUGCUCUUCCUGUGUAUGCUGCCCACCAUCUUUGCCAUAGUGAGGUACCGACCGUCACAACACUGCGGACCAUUCAGUGGACAAGAGAAGAUUUAUGACAUUAUCUCAGAGACGGUGGCCAACGACUUCCCCGUGUGGUUCAGUAAAGUGAUGAGUUAUGUCACCAGUCCUGUCGUAGUGCUUCCAGCUCUGCUUCUGCUCUUCAUGCUGAUAUACUAUCUACAGGCUAUCGCCAGAUCCCUCAAAUUCACCAACAACCAGCUGAGGAUGCAGCUGCAGACGGAGCGGACUGAAGAUAAAAAGAAAGUCUUCCAGAUGGCUGCAGCGAGGCUUCAGGGUCCAGAGGCGGCAGCAGCAGACCCAAAGCCUGAUCAGCAGGAGAGUGACAUCACGAGUCAGGAGGCUUCCAUUCAGACGGCGUCUCCCCAACACAAUGGCAGCGUCACAAACUUUCAGUCUCCCGUUCGUCGUGGAAACAGCAUCCGAACCAUCAGCCAAUCAGCAUCCAGAAUGGACCUGAGCAGGGGAACGGUGUCUGGAUCCGUCAGAAAUCCAUCAGUGAUCGCCCUGCCCAAACACCGGCUGGAGCACAUUCCUAACAGGCCCCCUCCAUUUCUCGGUGGCCCCAGUGGUACCUGCAAGUCCAAGUCCUACCAUCACAUGGGGUUCAAUCCCCCAACCCGCUACUCUGACAUCAACUCUGACCCUCUUUACAGGAAGACCAAAUGCUCGAUAAGUCCUGUGGAGGCUGCAGGAAUCAUCGCAGCUCACAAAUAUGGAGGACGGCGUGGCCAUACCACCCGAUAUGUGAUCGUGAAUGAGCGAGAGCCCAGGAAGAAGCUGCUGCGCUCGGUCACGAGGAUCCCACGCCAUUACCUCAAUGAGGAGCCAGCAGAGAUCCUGGAGCUGUACCCACGCAACAUCAAACGCUGUGCAUCCCGCACAGCCCACCAUCAAGCACACCUCCACCAGUCCCACCCGUCAGAGCAGCAUGUGAGUGAAGAGGAGGAGGAGGAGGAGGGAAAAGGUAGGAGACGGGCAUCGUUAGGGAAGGCUCACCGCCCCCGUUCCCUCUCUGACCUCCACCAUCAGGCAAACUUCUAUAUUGGUGAGGGCCGCCCAGCACCAGGAGGAUACGGUGCACGGGAAGAAGAUGAUGAAGGGGACUGUGAAGAGGACUGGGCAGAUUUGGAGUCAGUCCCCUUUUCCCAGACCAAUGCCAAAGGAGCAGACUCCCUGCUGGUCCAAACCAGGUGUCACAUCCAUUCUCCAGGAAGACACUACCAGACCACUGGGAGGACAAGGCUAAUGGAGUCUCAUGUGAGGCCCAAGAUAAGACAGAAGCUGGAUCCUCCUCUCACUGAGUCUGACUCAGGCUCCCUGGCCUCCAGCAGCGACCAGCAGAACAGCAGCACGGACCAGUACAUCCAGGUCAUCCACAACAAAGACCGCUAUCUUAAGUCUGAUGGCAGGCAGGGGAAAAUGGCCAAGAAGAAGUCCAAAGCCAACUUUGAUCUGAAUGGAGAUGAGUCCAAUGAUCUGGUUUGCUCCAAUGUCUGA